AGAGGAUGGGACUAGAGUGUGGAGAUCAAGAGGAGAUCAUCUGGAGGUGAAGAUUAAGACUGGACUAGUCUGCUGUACUACACUAUACAUCUCUAGAUCUGUUUAAGUGGACUCAGAGAGAACAAUGGUGAAACAAACUGAUAUUCCUGAGACUGUGCGUCUGUCUCACUCCAUCAAUGAUGAAGAGAUAAAAUACGUGACGUUGAGGAAGACUCUGAUUAAGAAGUGGCUGAAAGAUCAGGGUAUCAAUUGUGAACUGGAGGAUGUUCCUAACAUAGCGUUGCUGGGGUCAGGUGGAGGAGAGAGGGCAGCAGUGGGCAUGCUGGGAUCUCUGUUUCAGCUGGUACAGGACAACCUGCUGGGCAGCCUCCUCUACAUGUGUGGGGUGUCAGGCACCACCUGGUGCAUGUCAUCUCUGUACAGCGAUUCAGAUUGGUCGUUGAAUAUGCGUUGUGAUGAGGUGAUAGAGAAGCUGAAGGGUCCUACAGUCGGCUUGAGCAAAGCUGUGAAGUGGCUGAAAUUGAGGAAAGAACAAAACCAGGACUUCAACCUCACUGAGUUCUGGGGCGCCUUCACUGCCUCCUAUUUCAUGAAAGAGAUGCACACUCGCUGUCUCUCUGAAGAAGCUCACAGGAACAGCACCAACCCCUACCCCAUCUACAGCGCCAUAGAACUGGAGCACAACAAACUGGACUGCACUAAAGGGGUGUGGUUUGAGAUGACCCCCCACGAGAGCGGCUUCUCCGGAUUGGGCGCUUUCGUCCCCACUUCCUGUCUAGGGAGCCAGUUUGAAGGCGGGACACUGAGAGAGAAGAGGAAGGAAAUGGACAUGGUUCUGCUGCAAGGUAUCUGUGGGAGUGCCAUUGCAGAUGGGCAGAGGAACAAUGCUGAGGUAGUAAAAAUGAUCUGGGCCUUACUUGGAGUUACAUUUUCUGCUGGCAUUAAGACUAAAGGGCAGAACAGCAUGAUGUUGAUGUCUGCGAGAGGGGGGAAGGUAGAGGUGUGUGAGAGUGUGCCCUCCCAAGUGGUGAGGUGUGUGUCUGAGCUGAUGGUGAAUGCUGAGGACCCAGAUCCACUGAAGACAUGGAACGUCAUCACCACACUGAGACAACUACUGGAAGGUCAUGUGAGCAGUAAGGGUGAGAUGCUGUGGAACAUGGACUCUGAGAGCUGGAAGAGAACCAGCCUGGAGGAGAGAAAGAAGUUCAUAGAGACAGUUAGUCUGGAGCUCAUCCUCACCUCAGACAGCUGGACAAAAGACUGGGAGGACAAACGCUACACCUACAACGCCUCUGCAGAUGAAUCAAAGUAUAUGGUGACAACGGGAAUGAAGGAUAAGGUGUCAAUAAUAAACUCCUGGGUCCCUGAUGAGUUGUGGAUUGUACAGAACAUUUUCCCUCUGGUCAAAAAAUGGGAAUGGGGAACCGUGUACAACUUCUUCUUUAAUAUCCAAGAUACUAACGUUCUGAGCAGCAUGGCAUCCAAAGAUAAGAUUCACCUGGUAGAUGCUGGGUUAAAGAUUAAUUCUCCCUACCCCCCCGUCCUGCGCCCAUCCAGGGAUGUCGACCUCAUCAUCUCCUUGGACUUCAGCGCGGGAGAUCCCUUUGAGACGGUGCUUAGUGCCAAACAGUACGCAGAUGAGCUGAAGCUCCCCUUUCCCCCAGUGAAGGAGAGUGUGAGGAAGGAGAAAGAACAUCCUCAGGACUGCUACGUUUUCGAGGGGCGACGCCCUGAAGAGCCCACCAUCAUGCACAUGCCCCUGUUCAACCUGCAGAACUGCAAAGGCGAGGAGGAGAUUAAGAAGGAGAGGGAGAAGUACACAACGUUCCAGCAGCACUACGGUGUGUCUGACAUCGAACACCUCCUGGAGAAGGCCAAGGACAACAUGAGGAACAACAGAGACAGGAUCCUGGAGCAGAUCUUGUUGGCUGUCAAACGCAGAAAGAAUCGCAAAGGACCUGAGCCCUAGGACCAUGCCUCAGGACUACCUGGCAUGAUGACUCCUUGCUGUUCCCAGUCCACCUGGCUGUGCUGCUGCUCCAGUUUC
Salmo salar (Atlantic salmon) is the source of this 2047-nucleotide messenger RNA. The record is from RefSeq and is a predicted model, not a curated record. Lineage: Eukaryota; Metazoa; Chordata; Actinopteri; Salmoniformes; Salmonidae.